UGCCGAGGUACACGCUGCCUCCCCUUCGCCGCCGCCUUCAUAAGGCGGAAGUAGCUUCGCCGAUGUGGCGGCGCCCACGAUGGGUCGAAAAAACAAAAAGAAUCGCCGAGAUGGAGCCUCCUCGCAGCUGCGGCGAGUAAUUACCUUCGACGAGGAGAGUCGCCGGGAAUACUUGACAGGAUUCCACAAGCGGAAGGUUGAGAGGAGGAAAAUAGCUGUGGAGGAGAUAAAGCGCAAACUGAAGGAGGAGCAACAGAAGAUGAAGGAAGAGCGCCACAAGGAAUACAUGAAGAUGCUGAAGGAGAGAGAGGAAGCCUUAGAUGAGGCUGACCAAUUGGAGUGUAUGGUGACCUCACAGCAGGAGUUGGUGAGCUAUGAUCACCCAAACCACACAGUUACUGUAACUACGGUCAGUAACCUGGACCUCUCGGGAGCGCAUCUGUUAGGGUUGGAUGCUCAAGAGGAAGAUACUGAGCCGAAAGGAGAUGAUGUCUCAAAAUCUACGUGCACGUUGCCUAAGAAAUCUAGAGACCCUUUCCUGUCUCAGAGGAUCUCUUCACUCACUGCCUCACUUCAUACUCGUAGUCAGAAAAAGACUAAAGGCAAGCAGCCCAGGCACAGUCAUGGAGUGAAGAAGAGAGCCCAGAAACCAAGCACAGGCCGAACCAGCAAAUCCCAGCGUCGAAAAAUGACGGGCAAAUGUUGGCGUGUUAAGGACUGAUGAACAAGAGGAAGAGAAGGUAGCAGCAUGAGCAGAAGCAAAUGGCCCCUUGGCAGCAGUCUCUCACUUACUGGAAGGCCCAUUUUGUCUUACCAGAAUGUCUCCAUUGUUGGGGAGUGGCUGCUGAACUUCAGAAUUCUCCUGGACUAAUGCAGGACUUGAGGAAUGUUGGCUAAACUCUUUGUUUUGGAUAUAGAUUUUCUGCCCUUAAGGAAGUUUGUACUGGUCAAGGUUCUAUCAGUAUACCUUUUUUCCUUCGUCUGACAGAAAUGGGGUAGGAGAGAAAAUUAAGUGCUUCCCUCUCUCUCCAUCCAAGUCUGGAUGACAACCAGGUCUUUUAAACAUCACAAGUCACCUGGAAGGGUCCACUUGGCUUUCAUGUUCUUGCUCUUGCAUGAACAGUUUUUCAUAUCUGUGAAAUCCCAUCCCAUCCCCACUAGGAAGUUGGGUGCCAUGGAUUUUUACCACAGUACUGUGUUCCAGUGGGUGUACAGACCCAGCAACAGUUCUUCUGAUGUGUUUUUGUUGUUUAUAAAUAAAUUUUGUAACAAAUUUG
Messenger RNA from Sphaerodactylus townsendi, 1277 nucleotides. RefSeq names its product nucleolar protein 12 (gene NOL12). Lineage: Eukaryota; Metazoa; Chordata; Lepidosauria; Squamata; Sphaerodactylidae. Gene Ontology annotation, molecular function: RNA binding. Gene Ontology annotation, cellular component: nucleolus. Bases 80 to 721 code for a protein of 213 amino acids. The record is from RefSeq and is a predicted model, not a curated record. The transcript has 6 exons.